AUGACUACCAACACCAACAACAAUAAUAAUAAUGAAAAAGUAUUAUUUAUUACUGGAGCAAGUUCAGGUAUAGGAUUGGCAAUUACCAAAUACUUUCUUGAAAAGGGAUACAGAGUUGCAGCAACUUCAAGAUCAAAAGAUAAUCUAUUAAAGGUAGUUGGAAACAAUGACCCAAAUCAAUUCCUUGCAUUGGAGAACGACUUGUUAAACGAUGAAGCUAUUAAAAAGACAGUUGAAGAGGUUGUUUCAUCAUUUGGAAGAAUUGAUAUCGUUGUCAAUAAUGCUGGAUUUGGAUGUUAUGGCCCCGCAGAAGGACACACGAUUCAAGACUACAAAAAUCUGUUUGACAUUAAUUUCUUCUCUUGUGCAUCUGUGAUGAGCCAUGUCACCAAACAUUUAAAGCCAGGCUCAAAUCUAUUCAAUGUAUCAUCUAGUGCCAGUACUUGGGCCUACCCAUUGUUUGGAUCGUAUUCUGCCACCAAAUUUGCUUUGGAUGGUCUUACCGAAUCGUAUGCAGCUGAAGUAAAAGAUUUUCUUGGCAUCAAUGUCACUAUUUUAAAUAUUGGUAGCUUCCAAUCAUCGAUCCAAUCAUCUAUCCGUGAACCAUCAAUCGAUUUGAAAGCCAAGUAUGCAACAGUCUAUACAAGUGCCGCCGAAGAUCUGAAAUCAUUAGAAUGGAAAGAUCCAAUCAAGAUUGCUGAAAUCAUCCAACAAGUUAGUGAUCGCCAAGGACCUGCUCCUCUCCAUUUAUUCAUUGGUCCAGAUUCUGACCAUCUCGCAAGACAAAAGAUUAAACUUUUACAAAAGGAUUUGGAUGAAAAUCUAGAUUUAACUGUUCAUAAAUUCUUACCUUCUUCUGCUUAA
Molecule: messenger RNA, 864 nt
Organism: Cavenderia fasciculata
Lineage: Eukaryota; Evosea; Eumycetozoa; Acytosteliales; Cavenderiaceae
Exons: 1
Coding region: 1-864 (287 amino acids)
Molecular function (GO): oxidoreductase activity
Source: RefSeq, a predicted model, not a curated record